Messenger RNA from Drepanopeziza brunnea f. sp. 'multigermtubi' MB_m1, 684 nucleotides. RefSeq lists its product as uncharacterized. The record is from RefSeq and is a predicted model, not a curated record. Lineage: Eukaryota; Fungi; Ascomycota; Leotiomycetes; Helotiales; Drepanopezizaceae.
AUGCCGAGCCAUUCAUCCCUCGCGUCCUUCCUACCUCUGGAGCUUCCGAACUUCCUUGCGAUUAGAUCGUCGCCUAGAACGGCAGAUGCCAGAAAACGUCUGAGAAUCUCCGCGCCAAAUGAUCCCGUAAUCUUGACUUCGAGUCCUCCAGUUUCCGAAUCUAGGGCCAGAGACGAGAUGUCAGUCUUUGGCGCCCCGGCUUUGACGAUGGCUCCGCCUCCGCAAUAUUACUCCUCGCCUCCGCCGGAUUACAAGCCGUCCACACUCAGUAUACAGCAAUCGCCAUUAGGAUCGCAUCCUAUGCCGAUUCUGCCACCGCCGCCAUCUGACAAACGCCCACCAUCACCCGCGCCGUCUGCGCUCUCGCCGCCAUCAUCACUCCACGACCUGCCAAGAUACACGCCUCGAGAAUCGAUUUCGGCGAGGGAUUCGGCAGCCAAGGCUAAACCGCGACCAAGCGCGAACACAUGGGCGGCUUGGAUCCCGUGGAACUGGUUGUCACCCCCACGGCGGAGCGGGUGUACGAUAGCGGGAAGCACGGGACAAGGAAGUCGGGAUCAGGUGGACGGUGACAGAGGAAUCGAGCUGGAUGCGCAUGAGCAGCAACAGUACGAGCUUGAUCAACAGCCGGUGGCGAGAGAAGAUAAGCACAGGGAGAGAUAUUGGUGCUGUGGGUGCUUCUGA